This is a messenger RNA of Geodia barretti, 438 nucleotides long. The record is from the annotation of a GenBank genome assembly. Lineage: Eukaryota; Metazoa; Porifera; Demospongiae; Tetractinellida; Geodiidae.
AUGUCCGGACCCUCGGCCCAGAAGGCCAAGCUCGUCAUGGAUCUGAUUCGCGGCCAGAGCGUGGAUCGGGCGUUGGCCACGCUGCGGUUCUCCCGAAAGCGGAUAGCCGGCGACGUCGCCAAGGUGCUCCGUUCGGCGGUCGCGAAUGCGGAACAGAAAGAGGGCGCCGCCGGCGAUAUCGACCGGAUGUUCGUGUCGAAGUGCUACGCCGAUCAGGGGCCGUCGAUGAAGCGCAUCCGGCCGGCGCCGAUGGGCGCGCGUUCCGCAUCGUCAGCGAACGCGCACCUGACGUUCAUGUCGUGGAGCAGCCGGAAUCGUCGCGCGAGUGGUGACCCCGGGCGAGUCCGGCUCGCGAGCGCGCAGCCGGAUCCUCCCGACCCCGGGCGCCGUUCGACGAAGUCGUCGAAGCGGCGGCCGAGAAAGCGAUCGAGCGACUAG